AUGGCUUCUACCACUUCAGGCACGGCGGCAGCCGGUGCCGAACCUUUCGACAUUGUCGCGACUUACAAUGAGCUCCUCCGCUCCGACCCCGACCUUACGAUGCCUAUCGCAGCCAUUGAAGCUCUGGUCCUACUUCUCACACAGUCUGUCUCUUCUACGAUAUCAGAAACCAUGGAUCUGCUCGAGAAGUCCACCACCCACCUCAAAAAAUCCAUUCCCAACCCCAUCGGUCUCUCCGCCGGAACCGAUCUCUUCCAGCGAUACCUGAUCACCACACUACAGCGCCCUGGUCUAUUGGGACCCGCGGGUGACUUCAAGGCUAUCCGCACCCAUCUUUUGACGAAUGGACGUUUGUUCAUUCGCCGUGCGAAGGAAAGCCGACACAAGAUCGCAGAAUUCGGACGUGGUUUCAUUCGCGACGGUUGCACUAUCCUCACAAACGGUGGCUCUCGAGUUGUCGCCGCACUCCUUCAGCAAGCGGCAGAUGAGGAAGGUGGACCUUCUGCGGUGCGAUUCCGAGUUAUCUAUGUUUUAUCCUCAACUGCCAAGGACUGCGAUCAUCCCAAUGAAGAGCCAGAGGGUAUGGAGACUGUACGAGCUCUGAGAGAGAAGGGUGUCCCAGUCUCAACGAUCCCCGAGUCUGCCGUCGCAUACUCCCUCGGCAAGGCCGACAUGGUCAUUGUGGGUGCUGAGGGUGUGGUGGAGAAUGGAGGUAUCGUUUCUCGCAUGGGAACCUACCAGAUUGGAAUCCUUGCCAAAGCUAUCGGAAAGCCCUUCUACGUGGUUGCUGAGAGCCACAAGUUCGUUCGUCUGUACCCCCUCGGACAGUACGAUCUACCGAUCAAACAGCGCGUCAUCGAGUUCAAAUCCGAGGAAGAUAUCGCAGAGGAGAAUAAGCAAUCAUCCCCCACUGCAAGCACCAAUGGUGACAAUCAGAUUGAGCUACCGCUCUGUCACUCCGUUGAUUUCACUCCACCCCAUUUGAUCUCGGCCCUGAUCACGGACAGUGGUGUUCUGACACCCAGUGCAGUCAGUGAAGAGCUGAUUAAGAUCUGGUUCUGA
Penicillium brevicompactum is the source of this 1062-nucleotide messenger RNA. RefSeq names its product translation initiation factor eIF2B subunit alpha. The coding region runs from base 1 to 1062 and encodes 353 amino acids. Gene Ontology annotation, biological process: translational initiation. The record is from RefSeq and is a predicted model, not a curated record. Gene Ontology annotation, cellular component: eukaryotic translation initiation factor 2B complex. Gene Ontology annotation, molecular function: translation initiation factor activity; guanyl-nucleotide exchange factor activity. The transcript is spliced from 2 exons. Lineage: Eukaryota; Fungi; Ascomycota; Eurotiomycetes; Eurotiales; Aspergillaceae.